Messenger RNA from Onthophagus taurus, 824 nucleotides. RefSeq names its product Probable N-acetyltransferase san (gene san). Gene Ontology annotation, biological process: mitotic sister chromatid cohesion. Gene Ontology annotation, cellular component: NatA complex. The record is from RefSeq and is a predicted model, not a curated record. Gene Ontology annotation, molecular function: acyltransferase activity, transferring groups other than amino-acyl groups. Lineage: Eukaryota; Metazoa; Arthropoda; Insecta; Coleoptera; Scarabaeidae.
GUUAGCAAAAGUCACUAAAUUUGACAGAUCGAUUCAUGCAUGCUCGUAUUGCAAGCUAACUUUCCUUUUCGGUUAUUGUUUAAAUUUUUAUAUUUUCGGGAAAUAUGACGAGUACGGAUCGUUUUAGGGCCAAUAUCGAAUUAGGAAACGUCACUCCACACAAUAUCAAACAACUAAAGCAGUUAAACAGCGUUGUUUUCCCGGUUUCUUACAAUGAUAAAUUCUAUAAGGACGUCUUAGAAGCGGGCGAACUGGCCAAACUUGCUUACUACAAUGAUAUAGUAGUUGGUGCUGUUUGCUGUCGAAUAGACACUUCAGAAAAAAGCAGAAGAUUAUACAUCAUGACUUUAGGGUGUUUAUACCCCUACAGACGGCUAGGAAUCGGAACUAUGAUGGUAGAACAUGUUUUGAAUUACGUUAAAAAAGAUGGGAACUUUGAUAGCAUCUUCUUACAUGUGCAGGUGAAUAAUGAAGGGGCAAUAGAUUUCUACAAAAAGUUUGGUUUUGAGAUUGUUGAAACGAAAAAGCAUUAUUACAAGAGAAUCGAACCUGCAGAUGCUCAUGUCCUGCAAAAGAACUUGCGUAGCGCGUCGCCACAAGUUAAUGGGACACACUGAUUAAGCCAGCUUAAGUGACAGUGUAGUGUAACAUACCAAAAGUGUCAUUUCCUAAUGCUCCACACCAUAAUGUUGGCUAAAAGGCAGUAUUGUUCUUAUUCGUCGGUGGUUUAGAAGUAACAAGUGAAUCUGAUGCGAAGCCUUUUUGUUUUUUUAUUUAUACCGACUAUUGUAUAUAUCCAAAUACACGUUUUUUCAAGUUUUAAA